AUCAGCUGUGUCCAAUCACAGCUGAUCACAUCCCCUGCAGUGCCACCUGUCAGUGUCCAUCAGUGCCAGUUGUCAGUGCUCAUCCAUGCCACCUGCCAGUGCCCAUCAGUGCCACAUCAAUGCCACAUUUCAGUGCCUACCAGUGCACAUCAAUGCCAUAUAUCAGUGUCCAUCUGAGCUGCCUUUCAGUGUCACCCAUAAGUGCCAGUCAGUGCCACCCAUCAAUGCCAGUCAGUGCCACCUAUCAGUGCUGUCAAUCAGUGCCACCUAUCAGUGCUGCCUAUCAGUG
Molecule: messenger RNA, 289 nt
Organism: Staurois parvus
Lineage: Eukaryota; Metazoa; Chordata; Amphibia; Anura; Ranidae
Source: the annotation of a GenBank genome assembly